Molecule: messenger RNA, 2453 nt
Organism: Serinus canaria (Common canary)
Lineage: Eukaryota; Metazoa; Chordata; Aves; Passeriformes; Fringillidae
Gene: NACC1
Product: nucleus accumbens associated 1
Exons: 7
Coding region: 98-1651 (517 amino acids)
Biological process (GO): regulation of transcription by RNA polymerase II
Molecular function (GO): DNA-binding transcription factor activity, RNA polymerase II-specific; protein binding; RNA polymerase II cis-regulatory region sequence-specific DNA binding
Source: RefSeq, a predicted model, not a curated record
GAAUGGCCGCUGAGCGCGGCGGCCCCGGGAGCGGCUCCGGCAGCGGCCGCGGCCCCAGCGCAGCGCCCCCGGCCCCCGGCCCUGCCCGGCGCCCGCCAUGGCGCAGACGCUGCAGAUGGAGAUCCCCAAUUUCGGGAACAGCAUCCUGGAGUGCCUGAACGAGCAGCGCCUGCAGGGGCUCUUCUGCGACGUCUCGGUGGUGGUCAAGGGCCACGCCUUCAAAGCCCACCGGGCCGUGCUGGCCGCCAGCAGCUCCUACUUCCGAGACCUCUUCCACAGCUCCAAGAGCGCCGUGGUGGAGCUGCCGGCCGCCGUGCAGCCCCAGAGCUUCCAGCAGAUCCUCAGCUUCUGCUACACCGGCCGGCUGAGCAUGAACGUGGGGGACCAGUUCCUGCUGAUGUACACGGCCGGCUUCCUGCAGAUCCAGGAGAUCAUGGAGAAGGGCACCGAGUUCUUCCUCAAGGUGAGCUCCCCGAGCUGCGACUCGCAGGGGCUGCACGGUGACGAGACGCCGGGCUCGGAGCCGCAGAGCCCGGUGGCGCAGACCUCGGCGGCGCAGGGCUGGCCGGCCGCGCUGCCGCUGCUCUCGCGGGUCAAGACGGAGCAGGGCGAGCCCGACGGCGUGCAGUGCACCUUCGUGGUCAAGCGCCUGUGGGACGGCGCCGCCAAGGACUCCUCCUCCUCCUCCUCCUCUUCCUCCUCGGCCGGUGCUAACGGCAGCAGGAAGAUGGCCAAGUUCUCCGAGGCGGCGCCGCGGCAGAGCGCGCCCGGUGCCGGCGGGACCGGAGGGGCCGCCCCGGUGUCGGUGCCCGCGGCGCCGGUCCCGGGCACGGCCGCUGAUCAGACCAGCCCCGGGGGAACGUCCAGCGCCUACACCAGCGACAGCCCCGGCUCCUUCCACAACGAGGAGGAUGAGGAGGAGGAUGCGGGAGAGGAAGGCUCGGACGAGCAGUACCGGCAGAUCUGUAACAUGUACACCAUGUACAGCAUGAUGAACGUGGGGCCUGCAGCGGCAGAGAAGGUGGAGGCCCUGCCCGAGCAGCCCCCCCCGGAGCCCCGGGCCCGCGCCCGCCUGCGCCAGGACCUGGCAUCGCUGCCAGCCGAGCUCGUCACCCAGAUCGGGAACCGCUGCCACCCCAAGCUCUACGACGAGGGCGACCCCGCCGAGAAGCUGGAGCUGGUCACCGGUACCAACGUGUACAUCACGCGGGCACAGCUGAUGAACUGCCACGUCAGCGCGGGCACGCGGCACAAGGUGCUGCUGCGCCGCCUGCUCGCCUCCUUCUUCGACAGGAACACGCUGGCCAACAGCUGCGGCACCGGGAUCCGCUCGUCCACCAACGACCCCAGCAGGAAACCGCUGGACAGCCGGGUGCUGCACGCUGUCAAAUUUUACUGCCAGAACUUCGCCCCCAAUUUCAAGGAGAGCGAGAUGAACGCCAUCGCGGCCGACAUGUGCACCAACGCGCGGCGCGUGGUGCGCAAGAGCUGGAUCCCCAAGCUGAAGCUGCUGAUGGCCGAGGGCGACUCCUACACCUCCUUCAUCAACGACACGGGCAAGCUGGAGCCCGAGCUCAUGGGCCCCGAGCCCCCCUUCGAGGCGGGGGGGCCCGAGCCCGAGGGGGGGCCGGCGGGGGAGGGGCUGCAGUGACCCCCACCCCCCCCCCUUCCCCCCUGAGCCCACCCCUCCUGGAGUGGGGAGGGGUUCUGACCUGAAAUGGGGGGGGUGACCCCUCCUGUGAGCCCCUCAGUGCACCCUGUAGGAGUAGGGACCCCUCCCCAGACAGGGUCAGCCCAUGGGGGGGGACCCCUCAAGCCCCCUCCCCAAAGUGGGGAGGGGAUUCUGGCCUGAAUUAGGGGGGAGGGCAGUGAUGUCCCCCCCACCCCCCUCAGUGCACCCUGUAGGAGUAGGGACCCCUCCCCCAGGACAGGUGAGGGGUGUAGGGACCCCUCCCCUUCAGGGGCUGGGACCCCCCCUCAGGGGUAGGGACACCCCCCAAAGUGGGGAGGGGGGAAUUCCACCCUAAAAUGAGGGGGGGCUCCCCCAUGACCCCCUCAUUGCACCCUGUAAGAGUAAGGACCCCCCCCCAGACAGGUGAGGGGUGUAGGGACCCCUCCCCAAAAAGGGGGAGGGUCCCACCAGCAAGGGACCUGUGUGGUUUAGGGACCCCCCCCCUCAAACCCAGAUGGGCACUCCCAGGGGCUGGGACCCCCUCUCAGGGGCUGAGACCCCCCCUCAGGGGCUGGGACCCCCCACUGAGGCCCUGGUGGGUCCUGUGUCCCCCCCCCGAGAAUUUUGGGGGUAUUUGGGGGGGGAGGGGAGGGGGCAGCAGCCUCUUGGCACAAGCGCAGCUGCCCCCCCCCCCCCCCCAGCAUUUGGGGGGGCCCAAAGGGGGGUCUGGGGUCUUGUGCCCUCCCCCCCCCCUUCGUGUGCACCCCCUGUUCCCCUCCAG